Molecule: messenger RNA, 2053 nt
Organism: Hyalella azteca
Lineage: Eukaryota; Metazoa; Arthropoda; Malacostraca; Amphipoda; Hyalellidae
Source: RefSeq, a predicted model, not a curated record
GUCCUGCAACUAAAAGCUGCUUUCCUGACUUGAACAUCACCGAAGAAUUAGCGGAUGCAAUGCGUUUGGCCAGCACGCGCUGCGUCGACGAGUCGCGCCAGAAGUUGGCCGCGUUCAGGAGGCGGUUGCCCUGUGCCGAGCUUAGGCAGUUGUUGAUUGACAGCUUGAUUGAAGAAUCGACUGAGCAGGCGCAUCUUCAAGAAUACGAGAAACCUCGCCCCCCUCGGCACAGCGCCCACUGGCGCCCACCUUCAGGGAUUGAAGGCCCCCGUCACGUCGCCCCCUCAGUACGGAGGCCUUCACCUGACAACGAACUCGCCGAAAUAUUUGAUCCUUUUCUAGUUACGCUGUACGUAGACCAUAAAAAUAUUCACUUUAGAAAAUUGACGCCGCUUCCAAAAGUACCACACGUGUUUUCUGCAGACGAGGAUGCUGAAAUUCUGGAGGAAUUUAUCGAAAAUUCAUCUGAAUUUCCAUUAAAUGCUGAUUAUGAAUCAUCGGCAGAAAACCGCGAGAUGUCAUCCGCCUCACUCGCAAAUGAAGAAAAUAAGAUUGAAGUUGAGAUCCAAAAAGCAUCGUCUACAGAACUGGCAGACAAAGGUGCUGGCAGACUAAAAGGUCUUCAAUUCAAGUCCAAUUUACUACCGCUACAUGAGACCUCGGAGGUUCAUUUCAAUGGAAAUGCCACUUAUGAUAACACGACUACGCGGUCAGAUUUGCGCAAUCGCAUAGAAAAAAACUUUUCGCGGUCAAACAAUGAACUUUUUACUGAAGAACUAAUACACCAGGAUACGUUUUGGCUGCCACUUCCAUUCUUCGAUGAGGCUUUCAAAACCAGGACAUCGGAGCAGCUGCGAGCACCAAAGAGCCAAAGAGGCCCAUCGCCGCUCAUAAUGCCACCAAUUUCUCCUGCAUCGAGAAAAGCAAUUUCUGGAGGAGUGAAGAGUUUGUUCUUUUACCUGCUGGAGGAGAAGUUACACCGCCUACUCACGACAUGCGUGAUGAGUUCCCUGGACUUACUCACCCUAGACUCAGCCCUCGACGUGGCGGCGCUUAAGGCUCUCAUUGGCAGGUUGUUCAACUCCUCCGGCAGCGCGGACGUCGCCCUGCUGCAGGACUUCGUCAGUAGCUGCGCCUCCAGCAGCGCUGUGGUCGCCUACUCACACAUACCUGCCGUGCUCGACUGCGUACAGGCAAAGAUUAACGCGCUGUGUAUGGCGCGCCUGAUGCUCGGUCCUGACGAGGUUUAUUCCCACUUUACCGCCUCCGAGUCCCCUCAUCCAAACUGAGGGUAAUUUAUAUUUCUGGGGUAAUUGAGAGGUGAAUAUAGCUUUAGUGUUUUAAUUGAAUAAUUUACAUCAAUGUUGAUAUAAUUUUCGGUUAUGUAGCAUGAAUAUUGUGGCUUGUUCAGGCGAGUGACUAGGUGAACAUGUUGGAUAAGAAAUAACAAGUUGAACAAGUUGAGUAACAAGGUGAACAAUUUGGGUAACAUAUAACAAGAUGAUCAAGCUAGACAGACACUUCGGUGCUUGUAUUCAUUGUAUGAUCCAAUCUAGCUCUUAUAUGAAAAACUUGUACUUAUUAUUAAAACAAAUUUAAUGAAGCCUUGUUUUCUAACAAUUUAGGAAGAAAUGACGUUAUCUUGUAAUUUUUCUAUCUGUGUUUUAAAGCAAAACAAUUAUAAAGAAAUAAAUAAACUUUUAUCCAUCUAUUUCCUGUUCAGUAUAUACGGUGGUGUCAGUUCUGAUUGGACCAUGCUGGAAUGUGGCUGAAUCUGUACUUCCUGGCACACCUUACCAAUUUCGACCAGAAUUUUGUAUAACUUAUUUCGAGUUUCGAACCUCCAACUCGCUGCUCCGAUGUUGGUGGCUAUAAAAACUCGACCAUGCUGGUGUUUUUCAAGUUCUCGAGCUGCGUCGGUCAAAUAUAUGCUAGUAUUUUACGUUCAGUGUUUUGAAUCCGCCCAUUAAAAUCUGAAUAAUUGCUUAGAAACAAGCAGUCUUGUGUGAAUAUUAUUGUGAGCUUCAUUAUUCUGGGAUCCUUUUCAUUUGUA